This is a messenger RNA of Penaeus monodon (black tiger shrimp), 1447 nucleotides long. RefSeq names its product oplophorus-luciferin 2-monooxygenase non-catalytic subunit-like. The transcript has 7 exons. Gene Ontology annotation, molecular function: protein binding. The record is from RefSeq and is a predicted model, not a curated record. Lineage: Eukaryota; Metazoa; Arthropoda; Malacostraca; Decapoda; Penaeidae. The coding region runs from base 226 to 1335 and encodes 369 amino acids.
UUUUCCCCCAAACCAGAGAAACAUCCCCCAACCACGAUUAACAUCGCUGCAUCCAUUGGCGAAGGUUGAAAACAUCCCAAGCACACCUCUCGGCCCCAGCUAUAUAAACGGAACUUCUCCAUCGCUACUGAACCCAGACGUAACGGGGCGACAACGCAACCCACCGUAACUAUAACUCCUGCAAUUGCACAGAAACCCACCGCCCAGUAAAGGCACCAGGACACGAUGCAUCUCCCUCGCAUCCUCUGGACGGGGCUAGCCGUAGCCACGCUCAGCACCUUAGCCACAGGGAAGGACCUUCACCACGGGACGAAACUUCAUCCCGUCCUCCAGCAGAAACCCGAAGGUGUGAGGACUCUGCCAGCUGUUCUCAGGACGAUCCGCGACGCCACGAGAGAUGAUGAGACGUCCUGCAGCCUCUGUCCUGCGGCGCUGAGCUUGAGUCCUUGUAAAUGUACGUGCAAGGACAGCGGCCAGGCAGAAUUGGUAUGCGGGGCAGAACUCACCUCGUGCUCACAGCUCACGGAAAUACUAAACAAGCAGGUCUUUCCUACCUCACACUACUAUAAGCUGACUGUUGAUGGAACGCAGCUUGACUGUGUUAUCGAAAGAGACCUGUGGGGCCCGCUGGACUUCGAGAAAAUCGUUUUCGCCAAGAACCAGUUCACGACCGUCGACAACCACGCCUUCAUUUCGUUCAAGGACACGCUGAAGACUCUGAAUCUCGAGAAUAACAAGAUAUCGAAUUUCUUCUUUCCUGUAAUCAACGAGUUACCAAAUCUAAGAGAAUUUGUGAUCAGAGGGAACGAAAUCAACUUUAUUCCUGGAUACGCUUUCAUCAACAGCAGUUCUAUAAGGGUGUUCAAGGCAUCACGUAAUCAGCUGGUUCUCACAUCCGACACAUUCUCAGGACUUCCCCUACUCGAAGUGCUUGAUCUGUCAUACAACAAGAUUUCGAAGCUCUCGACCCACGUCUUCAGGAUCCCGAAUCACCAGGCAGACAAACUGGAGAUCGACCUCUCCUACAACGAAAUUCAGGAAAUAGCGCCUAACGCAUUCUCGGGGGUGAGAGGUUGCAUGAUCAAUCUGCGCAAUAAUAAGUUGAUCACUCUGCCUGAGAAGACCUACCGACCCGUCAUCGACUUCACGGACACGAGGGUCGCCUUCUCUGUAACAGAGAACCCGCUUGACUGCGACUGCGACAUCAGCUGGAUCGUGCAGAACGCCACCGUCUCGAGCUGCUUCGACAACUUCCACUGCCCCAACCUGAACGAGGGCCUCAGCACCAUCACCUCGUCGGACCUCGGCAAUUGCACCUUCAGAAAACGGGGUUAGCGCCUCCAAUCGGCAUCCGGAGACACACACACACUCACUCACUCACUCACUCACUCACUCACUCACUCACUCACACACACACACACACACACACACACACACACACACUCAC